UAUUAUUUUCUAUUUUAUGGUGUGGCGGCCUUCGGUCCAGCACGUUUUAACUUUGUGUUUCUAUCAUGACUACGUUCGGUGCAAAACUGGAGCAUCUUUUAUGCUCAAGGGCUGAAAUUAUCAGCCGAAUGCACAGGCCCCCACCAGCUGAAGGGAAUGAUUUGGAACGCCUUUUGAACCUACCUCCGAACACAAACUCGGCAAUACAGGCGCCAUCACCCAAUGUUCCAGUUUGGCCGGAUGAACAGGCAGCAGCAUUUUGCGCAGUUGCUCCUUCUAUUGAAACAUUCAUGGAUGUUCCUGAUGAAAUCCGUCGGAACCAAUUUUAUGCUACAUGUCGACAUGAUGAUGUAUUAGUGGGUGUUAUCAGUGUUAUACAAGAUUCAGGUCUUGUAGUCUCUAUUCUGGCAUAUGAUCAAGGACCUCGACGGGUAAAAAAAAAAUACAAGAAUUGGGAAUUCGAGUGCUAGAUCGGGGUUGGAAUAAAGGGAUUCCAGUUGUCUUUGUCUUCUCUCUCUCUCUCGUGCUUGCCAGCCAAUCAGGGAUAGAAUAGUUUUCGUCUCUCU
Molecule: messenger RNA, 566 nt
Organism: Schistosoma rodhaini
Lineage: Eukaryota; Metazoa; Platyhelminthes; Trematoda; Strigeidida; Schistosomatidae
Source: the annotation of a GenBank genome assembly